Fukomys damarensis (Damara mole-rat) is the source of this 1621-nucleotide messenger RNA. Its product is annotated as zinc finger protein 664-like. The transcript is spliced from 4 exons. Gene Ontology annotation, biological process: regulation of DNA-templated transcription. The coding region runs from base 78 to 1547 and encodes 489 amino acids. The record is from RefSeq and is a predicted model, not a curated record. Lineage: Eukaryota; Metazoa; Chordata; Mammalia; Rodentia; Bathyergidae.
UUCCUUGGCUUCGCGCAGACGAGUGGUGUCAACAGGCCCGGCGCCCUGUGGGGAGCCCCGGAGACCAGCAGCGCAAGAUGGGGUCAGUGACCUUUGAGGAUGUGGCUGUGAACUUCACCCAGGAGGAGUGGGAUUUUCUGGAUCUUUCCCAGAAGAAUCUCUACAAAGCUGUCAUGCAGGAAACCUUCAGGAACCUGGCCUUUGUAGGAUACAAAUGGGGAGAGCAAGCAAAUGAAGAUGUGUACAAAAGUCCUGGAAAAUUUUUACGAAAUCAGAUUGUGAAGAGUGAAUAUAAAGAGGAAGGUAGUCAGUGUGGAAAAAUCUUCAGAUCCCUGAAUCUUCAGUAUCCGGAUCAGACUAAGAAAACUGGACUAUAUCCAUGUGGCAGCCAUGUGUAUAUGGAAGUCCUCAUUGGCCAUUUAUCCCAAAAUGUGCCCCUCAGACCUCACAAUGGAUACAAACCAUAUGAGAAGCAAGAACAUGUAGAGAGGCCUUGUGAAUACAAGCAACAUGAAGCACCCUUCCCCCCUACCCAGUCCUUUCAGAAUUUUGAAAAGACAUACAUUGGAGAGAAACUACAUGAAUGUAAGCAACGUGAGAAAGCCUUCAGGUAUUGCAGUUACCUAAAAAAACAUGAAAAAAUUCACACUGGAGACAAACCCUCUGGUGUAAGCACUAUGUGUAAGCAGUGUGGGAAAGCCCUCAGUCACUUCCAUGCUCUUUGUGUACAUGAAAGAACUCACACUGGUGAGAAGCCCUACCUGUGCCAGGAAUGUGGAAAAACAUUUGCAUGUUGUACAUCCCUUCGACUGCACAGAAGAAUUCAUACUGGAGAGAAACCUUAUGAAUGUAAAAUAUGUGGGAAGGCCUUCAGGUCCUCAGGUGCUCUUCAUGUACAUGAAAGAACUCACACUGGUGAGAAGCCCUACAUAUGCCAGGAAUGUGGAAAAACAUUUGCAUGUUGUACUUCCCUUCAACUGCACAGAAGAAUUCAUACUGGAGAGAAACCUUAUGAAUGUAAAAUAUGUGGGAAGGCCUUCAGGUCCUCAGGUGCUCUUCAUGUACAUGAAAGAACUCACACUGGUGAGAAGCCCUACAUAUGCCAGGAAUGUGGAAAAACAUUUGCAUGUUGUACUUCCCUUCAACUGCACAGAAGAAUUCAUACUGGAGAGAAACCUUAUGAAUGUAAAAUAUGUGGGAAGGCCUUCAGGUCCUCAAGUGCUCUUCAUGUACAUGAAAGAACUCACACUGGUGAGAAGCCCUACAUAUGCCAGGAAUGUGGAAAAACAUUUGCAUGUUGUACUUCCCUUCAACUGCACAGAAGAAUUCAUACUGGAGAGAAACCUUAUGAAUGUAAAAUAUGUGGGAAGGCCUUCAGGUCCUCAAGUGCUCUUCAUGUACAUGAAAGAACUCACACUGGUGAGAAGCCCUACAUGUGCCAGGAAUGUGGAAAAAAAUUUGUAUGUUUUACUUCUCUUCGACUGCACAGAAGAAUUCAUACUGGAGAGAAAUCAUAUGAAUGUAAAAGCCUUCAGAAGCACCAGUAGCUUGCAGAAACAAAAGAACUCAUGGUAGAGAGCAACCUUCUGAAUGUAAUCAAUGUGGGAAAGCCUUCAGAUGU